Molecule: messenger RNA, 1323 nt
Organism: Micropterus dolomieu (smallmouth bass)
Lineage: Eukaryota; Metazoa; Chordata; Actinopteri; Centrarchiformes; Centrarchidae
Gene: mmadhcb
Product: metabolism of cobalamin associated Db
Exons: 8
Coding region: 268-1161 (297 amino acids)
Biological process (GO): cobalamin metabolic process
Cellular component (GO): mitochondrion
Source: RefSeq, a predicted model, not a curated record
UUUAGUGUUGUGCUGAACCUAGCUCUCAGUGAGCUCGGUCGCAGUAAUGAAACAUUACGCUAUCAGUUAGAAGUGGACUGUUUGUAUUUGGGUGUUCUGUCUACUGCUGCAAAUGGAUGCUAAAUACCGCUGCUAUAUAUAUAUAUAUAUAUAUAUAUAUUGAACUCUGCAGGUUGAGAGUCUAACAUUGUGUCAGAACAGACGUGUGUGGAAAUAAUUCUUCAUCAUCUACUCCUACACAUACAACUGGACACUGCAAGGAAACAGAUGGCCGGUGUGCUGUGCAGCAGAGCCAGGCUGGUCAGUUACCUCCCAGGACUUCAUGUGUUGGUGCAUCGAGUGGCUGGAGCCAGAUCCUUCUCUGCUGCUGGAUCAUCUGGCUCUGAUGAGCCCCAUGUAGCCAUCACUCCUUCUGACAUGGGACUCUGUACAGUGUGGCCUGAUGAGAGCAUGGGGCCAUUUGGACCCCAGGACCAGCGCUUCCAGCUGCCUGGCAAUGCUGGUUUUGACUGCCACCUGGAAGGACUAGCAGAGCAUAAAACAAGCAUGCCAGACAAGAUGAUCUCUGAUGUACUGUCUGCGCCAUCCAGCAGUGAGAGACAUGAAUUUGUACUUUCCCAGUUCAUCGGAGAGUUCUUUGACAAAGAUGAUCCGGCCUCCUCUCAGAAUGUCAAUAGAGCUGAACAGUACUUUGAAAACUCCAGUGUGGAGUGUGCCAUACAGUCUUGCCCUGAACUACUAAAAAAAGAUUUCCAGUCCAUGUUUCCUGAGGCUCCAUCGUCUGCUAUGAUGGUGGUCACAGUGACCCAAAAGACCCAGAGAGAUAUGACGUCAUGGUGUGCGGAGGUGGAACAGGAGAGGGAGCAGAUGCUUGACAAGUUCAUAGAUGGAGCGAAGGAUAUCUGCUACGCUCUACAGAGAGAAGGAUUCUGGGCCGACUUUAUUGACCCAUCCUCCGGCCUGGCGUUCUUUGGCUCGUACACCAACAACACACUGUUUGAGACGGAUGACAGGUACCGUUACCUGGGCUUUCAGAUUGAGGACCUGGGCUGCUGCAGAGUGAUCCAUCACUCUUUGUGGGGGACACAUGUUUUUGUGGGGACAAUAUUCACCAACGCACCACCCAGCAGCCUGAUCAUGAAGAAGUUUCAGGGCAGUUGAACACCUGGGACGCUGCCUUUUCAGUAAAACUAUCCAUGGAUAUCAUCCACUGACUCCUCUGUUCUGUCCUUUGCAACAUGUUGAUAUUGAUUUACAUUAAUAGAUUUCAGACCCACAGGUUGAAACACUACUGUCAUUACAAUAAAGUGCUUCUUGACUAAA